Molecule: messenger RNA, 5550 nt
Organism: Uncinocarpus reesii 1704
Lineage: Eukaryota; Fungi; Ascomycota; Eurotiomycetes; Onygenales; Onygenaceae
Exons: 3
Coding region: 1-5550 (1849 amino acids)
Biological process (GO): anaphase-promoting complex-dependent catabolic process; protein K11-linked ubiquitination; metaphase/anaphase transition of mitotic cell cycle
Cellular component (GO): anaphase-promoting complex
Molecular function (GO): molecular adaptor activity
Source: RefSeq, a predicted model, not a curated record
AUGGCUGCCAUCCGCUCUCUCGGCCUCCACGAGCCCUCGGCCGUGCCUUAUCUCGUCGCGGAGUCGAUCAUUCCACCGCAUACAGCUGCCGACGGGCUGAUAUGGAGGACCUACCACUAUGAAAACGAGGACAAUGGCCCCGUCGAAGAGGAGCUGUUCUCAACCGACCACUGCGUUGUUUGGUCUCGCGGAGGGGUCGUCGUGCGGUCAUUCCGGUUUGAUGUCGAGAACGAGAAGGUCGUCCACGCGCUUUUCGCGUAUUUUGCGGAUAGCGAACGGAUAAAUACAACUACAAAAGGGUCCAGGGAUGCGCAGGAUCGAGCUCCAACGGCUCGCGGCCCCGUUUCGACCACGGCAGAGUCCCGAGCACCGGGCGGGAGACAGGGAAAGCAGGUUACGAUUGAAGAGACCCUCAACCUCAAUGGCAUCUCUGGCCUCUCCGUUCCAGAUGACCGUGCGAAGAGGUCGGUUGCAAGGGCGCUGGUGGUUGUACUGCAGUCCCAGAUACACGUCUUCUUCCUCUCCGGCGACACCCAUGUUAUCCCGUUGCCAUUUGAAGUGGACUCGGUUUGGGCGACUCCCUGCGGGCUGCUCUUUCAACGAAAGGCCAUUGAAGAGAACACUGCGCCGGUACCAACGGUGCCUCCGAAUUCAUUUGUUUCAUCGCAGGCGCUGCACGGGAGACCAAGGACAUCAGGGUCGUUUACCGCAUCCGCUCGUAGCAGCGCCAGGUUCUCCAUAACCCUUUCCCCCUCGCACCCUGCAAAAUGGAAUUUGAAGCCGGAACCAGAAUCCUCUCAUCCCAGGACAUUUUCGCUGUUGGAUCCUCAUUCCGAAAUGGGUCUGGUCGCCGUGUCUUCCAGCGGCCCAGAGGCCCUGACUACCAAAACCCUCGAAGCGUUGAGUGCUUCGGAGGAAGUUCUUUACGUAUCUUCUACGAAUGAAAUACGAGAGCUCGCGUCUGCAGCGCAACUAGAUACGCCUUUGAUAUUGGUAGUAACACUGAACGAAAAGGCUGGCCUUUACACCAUCUGGACAGCCCAGCAGAGGGCCAAGGGCUCUGCAAUCCGCCACCGUCAAAAGAGAAGAUCGUCUGGCGGGACGCACACCAAACGGAGGAGCUCCUAUUUUGACAUGGCUGCCAGCACUACAACUCCAGCAGGCCGUGGAUCCAAUACACUAAGGGAAAGCUUUGGCAUGCUAAACCAAAACCGAAACGCGUCGCAAACCAUGAGCUCUCAAAAUGCAGAGGCCCGGCCGGAAGGCACAGAUGAUUUAGCCUCGCAAUUGGGCCAUGAGUUUGGCGAUAUAGGGACUUCUUGGAAAGCCUCGAGACGAGUUAGUUCCUUAUUGGCGCGAAGUGACUUGGGGGGAAACCCUGACCGGAGUACAUUUUCGGACCUGGCAACGGGGACUCAGCCCAAUGCUCCACUGCCCCGGAAGGGAGAGUCCUUUGCUGGAAGUGCCCGGGGGAGCUUCGGGUAUCGCCGCAGGAGUUCGUUGCCGCCAGGGAAUACAUCCGUACUUAGCAAUGCGAGUAGCUUUCUGGACGCCCCCGUGGAUAAGUUCCUGGAGAGCCUGAACAAGGGAGGCCACUUUGAUGGAUUUGAAAGCAUGGGUCUUGGAGAGAGUGUAUCAGGAUUGCCCAAAGAAGUCAUUCUGUCGAGAGUGGGCAGCUACUCGUCAGGAUUCUCGACUGCACAUGGACUUUCAGCAGCUGAGAAACGCCGAAAAUUUGAAGUUUUUACCUUGUCGUCCUUUUACGAGUCUCAUUUAAACGAACCCGAUUCGAGUCCAUUGGCCGUUUGCAUCCUGAACAAGCAUUCGAGAAACUUAGUAGUCCUCAACCUCCAAGUCAAGAUAUCGCAACGUCCGCCGUCAACCGGAAAGAAGGUAAAGGCUGGGGAGGACGGAGAUAUCUCCCGGAUGCUUGUGCUAUCGACGACGAUAGACGGUCGUGGUGAGUUGACUCUACAGGCACCUUGGAGCACACUUGUGAAACUUGAACUCCCGUCCAGUCUCGCAUUGCACGAGCCUUAUGGCAUUUCACUCGCACGCUCCUCUAUUUAUCCGCGAGAAGCUGGCCUGCGACGAGUGCUGGACAGCAGCAAUUUGAUCUUAUCCGCUCUCGAGCACCCCAGCGGCGGCGGCAAGGUUGAUAUAAUUGAUGGCCAGAAUAGAAAGCAUAGGCUUCAGAUUCAAUUGGAGCCACGCAAUUUCCUUGUCAAACGCAUACUGUCUGUCUGCAGGUUUGCAUUGAGGCACGCUGAAAAUGCCGGUGAUGGAGUUCUGGUGGCUUGGUGGGAAGUACUGAGAUGGCUACAGUCUAAAGGAGAGACCGAGGACGAUCUCGAAUGGACAGCGCUGGUCACAGCGCUUUUUUCCAUGGCAGUUUACUUCAUUGAGGGCAACUUUACGAAACCGGUUGUCAAGCCAAAGCGAAGAACUGGCCCGUUACUACGUUCAAGCAGCGGAAACUAUGUGGAUCUGGACAGCUGGGAUGCCAUGUUAGAAAAGCAGGCCGGCGCCUCAGGAAUCAGUCCUUCUUGGAUGAUGACCCCAGCCUGGGGAUGGAUUCGCGAAGAGGAAGGGCGCAGUGACAACCCAGCCCGAUCCGAACAGCAGUCUAACCUGUUUGCAACUUGCCAGGCAGCGACAAGAAGGAAUGGUUAUAUUCUUCGAUGUGCCUCGCUCGCGCGUGAAUUUAUAUCUUCCCCUCAAGGAGAAGCCGCCUGCGGUGCUGAAGGUUACUUGCCCACAGCCAUCUCCAGAAGCCCCGAGACGCGAAGGACGGCUCUGGGUACGAUAUUGGUUUCUCUCCACCUGCUGCGCGAGGAACUGAAAUUGUCAACCGUCGACGCUGACUUGUCAAACUGUGAUUCGGGGCAGAUGGUGCCUGUAUUGGCCCAGCUGGGGGCGUGGUUAGGAUGGCAAUCGUGGACGUGGAAAGAAGAUGCAUACUACGGCACGGAAAGCGCAAGUAUGGAUGGGUGGCUCUUUGAAGAAUCGCAGAUAUCGAUGCUGGAAGUGCCAUCGGAGCCGUUUCCUCCGCCUUCAAUAUUUCAGUUCGUGGAAGAUUUCCUGCGCCGCAAACCGUCGAGUUUUAUGACGCUUAUUGACAUGACACCAAACUCGGGUGCGAAGCGAGGGAGCGGAAAGAUAUGGGAGCAGGCGUUGAGUCUUACCCCGAGAACGUUGGCUCUCUCCGGUUUUUUCUCAGAAGUCGACCUGCAAUCGUCGAUAGUUGAGAGAACAGCAUUGCUGCUUCGCUGGGGUCUAACGCCUUCGGUCAUUGACACUCUGCCUAUUGGUAUCAGCGCUCCACUGCAUGAAGCAAUCGUUCAAUGCCGGAGCAAUGCCCCCUCUGGCUGCGGCCCGUCGCUCCUACGUCUGAUUGAUAGGAACGACCUCUCCAUGACCAUGGCGAACGAACACCUUACUCCUCCGAUGCCGCGAUUACAGAUCCUUCAAUCACACGACGCCUCCCGCGACGUGCACCAUAUUGGCUGCUCAGUUCUGGAUGGCAGUGGAGUGAAUUCCUUUGAAGUUUCCGCCGAAGCUGACCGGCUUUCGAUCACAAAGCUCAUUUUCCGCGAAGAUAGGCGGUACUUUGAAGCGGUCAAGAUACUGAGCCAGAUGAGAGCGCCGGUGGUGGAAUGCCAACCGGAGCCAGACUGGUCUGAGGCUGACCUGCUGGAAGCGCAAAAGGAGCUCGUGCAGCUUGUGACUCUGCGGACGCUGUCCAUUCCUAGUGGCCGGGGCCUGCUGUAUUUCAGCAGCCGGGUUCCCCUUUCGACUGAGAAGCUUCCGAUCCCGUCGUUCUCUUUGCAGUGCGUUGUCAAACCGUCUAAUAUCACGAUCAGCGCUGAAAGAACGGCAUUCACGGAAGAGAAAGUGUGCUGGGCGUUUUUCCACAAUGGUGCAUCAACUGGACUCGCCAUCUCCAAAGCUGCAAGGGGACUUGACACGUCGUGGAUAUUAUACAACAAACCGGGAGAACUAACAAACAGACACGCUGGUUUCUUACUAGCACUCGGCUUGAAUGGCCAUCUCAAAUCGCUAGCCAAAUGGGUCGCGUUCAAAUACUUGACGCCAAAGCAUACGAUGACAUCGAUUGGUCUCCUGUUAGGGCUUUCGGCAUCCUAUCUGGGGACAAUGGACACGUUGAUAACGCGCCUGCUCUCUGUGCACAUCACGCGGAUGCUCCCACCGGGCGCGGCAGAGUUGAAUCUGUCGCCAUUGACGCAGACGACGGGGAUUAUGGGAAUUGGACUACUCUACUGCAAUUCGCAGCACCGGCGGAUGAGCGAGAUCAUGCUCUCAGAGAUCGAGAAUGUGGAUGCGGAAGACACUCUGGUCUCGCAAGAGAUGCUGAGGGACGAAGGGUACCGGUUGGCGGCGGGUUUCGCGCUGGGCUUCAUCAAUCUGGCAAAAGGGAGGGACCUGCGAGGGCUUCGGGACAUGCGCAUCGUGGAACGGCUUCUGACGCUUGUGGUUGGCACGAAGAAAGUUGACAUGGUCCAUAUCCUGGACAAGUCGACGGCGGCGGCGACUAUUGCGCUGGCGAUUAUCUCGAUGAAGUCAAACGACUUGUCUUUGGCCAAGCAGAUUGACAUUCCGGACACGAUAGCUCAGUUUGACUAUGUGCGGCCUGAUAUAUUCCUACUGCGGACGCUGGCUCGCCAUUUGAUUAUGUGGGAUUCGAUCAAGCCGAGUCACGACUGGAUUCAGAGGGCGCUUCCAAGGGCGUACAGGAGAAAGUCCCGCCUAGUCACCAUCCGGCGGCUGAGCACCGACGACAUGCCUCUGUUCAACAUCAUCGCCGGCCUCUGCUUCGCGGUGGGACUCCGAUACGCUGGAUCUACGUCUGCCGAAGCGCGAGACCUGCUUGUAUCCUACCUUGACGAGUUUAUCCGGAUCAGCCGCCUUCCGGCGAUCAACUACGAUGCAAAGGUGACUCGGAACUCGAUCCGCAACUGCCAGGACAUCGUUGCACUGUCGGCGGCGGUUGUGAUGGCCGGGGCGGGCGACGUGGCGGUGUUCCGGCGGCUGCGCUCGCUGCAUGGCCGGGUGGACGCGGACAUUCCAUAUGGCAGCCACAUGGCGGCGCACAUGGCGAUUGGGAUGUUGUUCCUGGGCGGGGGGACGUAUACACUGGGAACAUCAGACAUUGCGGUGGCAUCGUUGCUGUACGCGCACGGCCAUGGCGCCAUGCCUGCUGCCCGAACUCACCACGCUGACCACCGUCACGGUGCAGAGCCCCGACCACUGGACCGUCACGCUCGACCUGACGGCCAACGAGCUGCUGCGCGCCAAGUUCCGCAGCGGCAACCAGUCGAUCUACCUGAAGCGGCGCACCACGUACAACACGGCGGGCAAGUCCGUCUUUGCAGCGACCAUGUCGGCCCUGAGCGACGUGCACGACGUGCCGGCCGCACCGCGACUGACGGGCGGCACGACGGCGGGGCUCAGCGCGCACGGCAAACCGACGGACGUGCGGCUUCCGGCGCGGAGCCUGUGGGAAUGGGUGUUUGGGCUGGGGGCGUUUAG